Molecule: messenger RNA, 577 nt
Organism: Nomascus leucogenys (northern white-cheeked gibbon)
Lineage: Eukaryota; Metazoa; Chordata; Mammalia; Primates; Hylobatidae
Gene: MTRNR2L3
Product: MT-RNR2 like 3
Exons: 1
Coding region: 453-527 (24 amino acids)
Biological process (GO): negative regulation of execution phase of apoptosis
Molecular function (GO): receptor antagonist activity
Source: RefSeq, a predicted model, not a curated record
AGCAGCCACUAAUUAAGAAAGCAUUUAAGCUCAAUACCUAACUAUCUUAAAUUCUAACCAGUCUACUGAACUCCUAACAUCACAUUGGACUAAUCUAUUACUUAAUAGAAGCAAUAAUGUUAAUACAAGUAACAUGAAGACAUUCUCCAUUGCAUAAGCUCACAUCAGAUGGGAGUAACCCACUGGCAGUUAACAUCCCAAUAUUAAUAAAUGAUUUAAUAAAUACCGUAUUAUUUGCACUGUUAACCCAACACAGGCAUGCUCUAAGGAAACAUUACAAAAAAUAAAAGGAACUCAGCAAAUCUUACCCCGGCUGUUUACCAAAAACAUCGCCUCUAGCAUUACCAGUAUUAGAGGCACUAUCUGCCCAGUGACAUAUAUUCAAUGGCUGUGGUAUCCUGACCGUGCGAAGGUAGCAUAAUCACUUGUUCUCUAAAUAGGGACUUGUAUGAAUGGCCACACGAGGGUUCAGCUGUCUCUUACUUUCAACCAGUGAAACGGACCUAUCCGUGAAGAGGCGGAUAUAAACAAAUAAGACGAGAAGACCUUAUGGAGCUUUAAUUCAUCAAUGCAAACA